Molecule: messenger RNA, 3817 nt
Organism: Lates calcarifer (barramundi perch)
Lineage: Eukaryota; Metazoa; Chordata; Actinopteri; Centropomidae
Gene: sestd1
Product: SEC14 and spectrin domains 1
Exons: 19
Coding region: 280-2577 (765 amino acids)
Source: RefSeq, a predicted model, not a curated record
UUGUUUUAUUCGGCUUCACUGAGGCUGCGCAGAGCAGCGAGCUCCACCGCCUGUUUUCUAUGUUUCUACUGUUGUUAAAAGAAAACGGAGAAGACGCUGAAAUCUGCGGCGUUUUUUAAAUGGAAAGUAGACUCAGUAUCUGCUGAUAAAUCAGCCUGAGAGGAGGAAGAGGAGGAGAGGAGCAGCUGCAGAGGAGAAGGAGAGACAGAGGAGAGGAGGAGGAGGAGAACAGGGAGAAAAAAUCGGGACAGUAUAAAAUGCUGCAGAUUUGACUGAAAGAUGUCAAACGUUACCAUGGAAGCGACCACCAUCCUCCCCAUCCUCAAGAAGAAACUGGCCUUUCUGUCGGGGGGCAAAGACCGGCGCAGUGGUCUGAUCCUGACCAUCCCUCUUGGUUCAGAUCAGACCAGCAUGGAGGAGCUCAGCGCCACACUGGACUACCUUCUCAGUAUCCCCAGUGAGAAGUGUAAGGCUCGGGGUUUCACCGUUAUCGUGGAUGGACGGAAGUCUCAGUGGAACAUUGUGAAGACUGUGGUGCUCAUGUUGCAGAAUGUGAUCCCAGCCGAGGUGUCGCUGGUCUGCGUGGUGAAGCCAGAUGAAUUCUGGGAUAAGAAGGUCACGCACUUCUGCUUCUGGAAGGAGAAAGACCGCCUGGGCUUUGAGGUGAUCCUGGUUUCAGCCAAUAAGCUGACUCGUUACAUCGAACCCUGUCAGCUGACGGACGACUUUGGAGGAAGUCUGGACUACGACCACAGUGACUGGCUCAACAAGAGACUGGUUUUUGAGAAGUUCACCAAGGAGUCGACGUCGCUGCUGGACGAGCUGUCGAUCAUCAAUGACGGUGACAAGGGCAGCUCGGUGGACAAAGACAAAUCAGCUGACUGCGCCCUCUUGCCAUCCUUUGACCCUGAGACUGUCCUUCAGACCGGUCAUGAGCUGCUGUCGGAGCUGCAGCAGCGUCGUUUCAACGGCUCAGAGGGAGGAGGAGGAGGAGGAGGAGGACAGGGAGGUCCAGCCUGGUGUCCCAUGGAGGAGGAGCUGCUGGCUCAGCCUCAAGUGAUGAAGCUGCUGGACUCGCUCAGGGAGCAGUACACCAGAUACCAGGAACUCUGCAGGCAGCGAAACAAACGCACCCAGCUAGACGAGAUCCACACCAAGGUCAUGCAGGUGGUUACCUGGCUGCAGGGUCCAGGUUCAGAGCUGUUGAAGACUCAUCAGGCGAUCGGAGACUCGAUGCGAGCGGCUCAGGCCCUGCAGCAGAAACACGAGGAGAUCGAGAGCCAGCACAGUGAGUGGUUUGCGGUGUACGUGGAGUUGAACCAGCAGAUCGCUGCCUUGCUCAGUGCCGGGGAAGAGGAGGAAGUGGUGGAGCUGAAGGCGCUGCAGCAGCAGCUCAGCGACGUCUGCUACCGACAGGCGGCUCAGCUGGAGAAUCGACAGAACGUCCUGCAGGCGGCGCAGGGCUUCCACAGCACCACGCAGGAGUUGUCCCAGCAGUUGGACGGUCUACUGGGCAUGCUCUGUGCUGACGUGGCCCCAGCCGAUGGAGCUUCAAUUCAACAAAACCUCAAACUGCUGGAGGAGAAGCUGCAGACUGUCGAGGCAGGUCUAUCUUCUCUGCGUCAGAAGGGGGCGCUGGUGAUGGAGCAGAUGUGCAGCCAGCCGGCGUGGUCUCUGGAGGAAACCGAGAGUCCAGCUGGAGAACAGCAGGACAACGUUCAGCACAUCCAGGCUGUGAUGGAGGAGAUGCAGCUCCGCAAACAGAGGUGUGAGGACAUGGUGGAUGUGAGGAGACUGAAGAUGUUACAGAUGGUCCAACUGUUCAAAUGCGAAGAAGAUGCUUUACAGGCAGUAGAGUGGCUCAGCGAGCUGUUGGACGCUCUGUUGAAGACUCACGUCAGACUGGGCGACGACUCUCAAGAGACCAGAACCAUGUUGGACAAACACAGAAAGUUUGUGGACGUUGCUCAGAGCACCUAUGAUUACGGCCGUCAGCUGCUGCAGGCAACUGUCGUCCUCUGUCAGUCUCUGCGCUGUACGACGCGCUCGUCCGGAGACACUCUGCCGAGACUCAACCGAGUCUGGAAGCAGUUCAGCGUCAGUGCCGAGGAGAGACAGCAGAGACUGGAGCUGGCUCUGACCUUCCACACGGCUGCCGAGAGGGUGUUGCAGCAGGAGCGUGUCGAGGCGGAGUCUCUGGAUGAAGUUGACUCUUCUGGGAAAACUCUGUUGGACAGACUGACCAUGCCUAUUAUCUUCCCUGAUGGGAGUGAGCAGUACUUUGGGAGUCCCAGUGACACGGCGGCGGCAGCGGAGGGUGUCAGAGAGCGCCUCCUGCUGGUGGAGGAGCGGCGGCUGCAGCUUCAGGAGGCCAGGCUCCAUAAUGACAACGAAGAGGAGGAGGAGGAGGAGGAGGAGGUGCUAAACGGGCAGGAGGCGCGGCUAGAUGUGAUCGGAGAGGAACUGAGCGAGAAAGAAGAGCAGGAGGAAGAGGUGGAGGUGGAGGUGGAGGAGGAGGAGGUGGAGGAGCAGCAACAACAGGAUGAGGAGUUAGAGAGGGCUACACAGGACUGCUAAUGGAUGGCGUUAAACCGAGCAGCCUUAAUGAAGCUUGUUAAUGAAGGGCUGCUGAUUCAUUUCCACAGAGACCUCCGAUCUCUUGUCCCUGAGCCCUCGAUUGGUCGCUUCUGUCUCACAGUGGCAGUAGGUUAUUCUCACCGCUGCUAUUUCUCCACAUCAGACUACAUUACCCAUCAGCCUCCCUGCUUACCCUUCCUUCAACAGGAUGAACGUGUUGGAUGUGAUUUUUUUCGUCACGCUCUCACUGCUUUUAGCAGAGACUCUGAAAGCUUCACCAUUGUUUGCCCUGGAAGAACAGCAACAGCACCCUUUCAUCUCCUCCUGCCGUUAAUAGAUCCAGUGGAUUUCCUUCCAGAUGUUAGCUGCUGGAUCAAAAAUGUAAAAUACUGGAAUUAUUUACUGGAAUAAUCAAUACUUACGUCUCUGGAUGCUCUGCUGGUGACAGUCGACUGUAAAAUAACCUAUUUGGAUAAAAAUACUCCUAACGUACGCCUAACACCACCUACUCCUUCCCAGCAUGCCACUCGUUCACCUAAUUGGGCGGAGCUUCCAUGGUGCUAACAUGGCUGCUCAAGUUUCUGUCCGUGCCUCCUUCAACUUUCUCUCAUUUCUUGCUUCUUCGCCUCUCCUUUUAUUCGCCUCCUCUAACAAAAGAUGAACUUGGCCUGUACGAGAACUCGCAGGGCGGAGCUACAGUACAUCAGGUGUGCAGCGACCUGCUCGUGUUCUUGUAUCAACGGUCCUGUACAUUUCAACGCCAGACAGUGUCAGACGACGGAAACUCUCCUGGCUGAGUCUUCAGGAUGUAGUAGUCAAAACAGUUGUAACAUUAAUGCAGCCAUGAUUUUACAUCUUUCAAGGACAUGGACGCUCUGACCACUUCGCUGCUCUAAAUUAACCCUCCGCCUUCAUGAUGGAAAUCAAACCAGUGCCCCUCACUCUGGUCCAGACUGACCACGGGGACUGAGGUGACCUCUGACUCUGCUGGCAGUCGAGGGCUCAGACAGGGUUGGGUCUACUGGGACUGGUUUGCUGACAUCACAAUAAUAUAGAUUCCUUUUCUAUUUAUUUGACUUUUUUUUUCAAGCAGAACUUGCUGUUGUUGACCAAUAACUGCUGCUCCAAGUGUAACCGCUAAACGCUGCGUCUUGCUCUCUUGUCCGUCUCAGUCCGAUAACAUAUACAAUGACAUCAGUAUGACCUCAUCCUCUAAAUAAAGAAGCUUUUUGACGUUGCA